CGUGCCCCAUCAUUGGUGUCAGUGGGAGGAAUAGUGCCCCAUCAUUGGUGUCAGUGGGAAGAAUCGUGCUCCAUCAUUGGUGUCAGUGGGAGGAAUAGUGCCCCAUCAUUGGUGUCAGUGGGAGGAAUAGUGUCCCAUCAUUGGUGUCAGUGGGAGGAAUAGUGUCCCAUCAUUGGUGUCAGUGGGAAGAAUUGUGCCCCAUCAUUGGUGUGAAAAUUUCGGCCAAUAAACGGUCCGUCUAUGGCCUGCCUUAGCCACUUGGAUAGUGGGAGCUAAGUACUUAGUAGGAAAAGUUCUCCAAAUGCUGGCAGUAAGGACAGAGUAGAGAUCUUUGUUGAUGAUAAAUAUUUUUCAAUAUUGCAACAUAAUGUGUUGUGAGGGUGAGAACCAAUG
Messenger RNA from Staurois parvus, 393 nucleotides. NCBI's taxonomy places the organism in Eukaryota, Metazoa, Chordata, Amphibia, Anura, Ranidae. The record is from the annotation of a GenBank genome assembly.